AUGCCUCCGUCGCAGGCGCCUUUCCUCUACAGCGCUGUUCAGCGCCACGACUCUCGCUUCCCGGAGCCCAAGUUCGACCCCAAGGCUGUCACGAGAGCAAGCUGGACGCCUCCGAAGCCGAGAAAGAAGCCAUCUGGACCUCUCGUCUCCUUCAACAGGCACCCAGACGCGCACGAGGUUCUCACACAUAGAUCAACUGAGUAUGCUUCUAUGAGCCCUCUUACCAAGAGUUUUAUCAAAUGGCUACGUCGACUCCAAUGUGCGCUGCGUGUGCUGCAGCUCAUCGCCGCGGCUGGAAUCUUGACGUUGAUGAUUCUCAUCACCAAGACUGAUGCGCUUCAGGGCUGGGUCCUUCGAAUCACACCUGGCGUGGUGAUGAUCCACUGUGUCUAUGCCAUCUACCAUCUUGCGCGUGACGCCGCUUCACGUGCGCCGGCCUCUUCUUCUGCUUAUCAACUCUUCUCUUUCGUCUCGGAUCUUGGAACCUGCUCGUUCUAUGCCUUUGGCGCCCUUUCGAUAUACAACAAUGGUGAUAAAUGGCAAACGCGCCUCUCGGACCAGAGCCUCAUGAACUAUUUCAGGCCUACCGUCUGGUACACCCUACUCGGGUCUGGCGGAACUCAUGUGAUUACGCUGUGCAUCGCAGGUUGGCUGUGCUGGACGUUCCGCAAGAUUAGUCAGAUGCCGCCAGACAUGAACCCCCUCGAAGAUCAUCUGACGGCACGCCCCAAGCACAAGAGAAACAAGUCGUCAAUGGCCACAUUUAGCACCGUGGACCACGAGAGCCGCAUGUCUACGGCUGCAAGCGAUCGCCGACAGUCUAUCAUCCCGCACCAGGGCAUCCAUGAUGGGAUCGAGCCGCCGCGUGCUGUUCCAUUUACACACACGCGAAAUGGAUCCAGCACCACUGUUGGAAGCAGAGCCUCUCGAAGCAACCCGCCGGCUAGCCCUCAGUAUCACAGAGUUCCAGUUACGCCUCGUCGUGAACGCCGUGACUCGGCCGCAUCAAAGGCAACUACUCGAACAUCAGCCACACGCUCAGUCUAUCACGAUGCCUACAUGGAGAUCCCGCUGGAUGAGCGCCCCAGUUCUCGACCAGCGAGCAGCUACAACAGGACAAGCCAGCCUCGACCUGCUAAGUUCACUGAGACGUGGAUGCCUACGGAUUCGCUCAUCUCCCGAACUAACCAGCGGAAUCGUCAAAUGGAAGCGGCCAAGACCAGUGCUGCGAAUCGAGAGAACAAGUCGUACGAGGCCUUGGCCCAGCGCUAUGGCAACCUGGACGAUUCCGACUCUGAAUAUGGUGACGAGAACAACCCGUCAUACGGCUUUGAGUCAGAUGCAGCUGACGAUCUUCGACCCCAUCCUCUUCGUCUGAACCCACUGACAGCCGUGCGAGAGACUCCCCCUCGUGCCCAGACGCCUUACUUCCCCGCUGCUAACUCACUGUCUGAAGUCAGUUCUAAUGCCAGACGAGUCAGUGCGAGCAGGGACAUCGCCGAUGAGAAGCCUGCAUUUGCGCCCCGUAAUCGACAGAGCUCCAUCCAGCCCGAGUCCGAUUUCUCUGCCAGACCCUACGGCGAUCUUAAGAGCGCGACCCCUCCGGUGAUGGUGGGCAACACUCGCAAGGUGUCGACUGGUAACGACUACAACAAGUAUUCGUCAACGACGUACGAGCGACGUGUGAGUGGUAAAGUGGUUGAAGAGGGCCGAGGCGGCUUUGCAGGAAACAGGUUUUCCUUCCUCGAUGGACGUAAUCCGCUCGGGGAGCGAUGA
Messenger RNA from Fusarium falciforme, 1776 nucleotides. RefSeq lists its product as hypothetical. The record is from RefSeq and is a predicted model, not a curated record. The transcript is spliced from 3 exons. Lineage: Eukaryota; Fungi; Ascomycota; Sordariomycetes; Hypocreales; Nectriaceae. The coding region runs from base 1 to 1776 and encodes 591 amino acids.